AGCCACUCACAAACCAACUCUACUUUGAGUCAGUAUCAAGAGCAUUACCAACAAUCCACUAAGAAUGAUCAAAAUUGUACUUCAAUUUGCCUGUGUUUGCUUGUUUGUGCAAGUAGCACUCGCAGUCAAGGGACCUGUGCCUGAAGCAGUAUGUGACGCCAUUUGCCCGAUCGACAACCCCAUUGUCGCAAACGUGCAUUUGCCAUACACUAACAGUUGCACUCUGUUCUGUCACUGUGCCAAUGAUGGUAACUGGAAAAAAGAAUGCCCCACUGGCCUUUAUUUCAAUCCUACCCUAGAGGUGUGUGACUGGCCCAAUGCUUCUGGUUGUGAUGAUGGCUCAUCCGCAGCCCAACCGACCUCUUCCCCAUCUACCACCCCAACAGCACCACCACCAACAACCCCCACAUCCGCACCUUCUACUCCUACUGCUGCACCGUCUACUACUUCUGCUGCACCCUCCACUACUUCUGCUGCUACCACUUCAGCACCUUCUGAAGAAUGCGAUAAGGUCUGCCCGCCUGUUUUCCCCAUUACUGCAAAUCUUCACCUUCCACAUCCUGAUGACUGUACAAAGUUCUGCCACUGUGCCAAUAGUGGUAACUUUGCCAAAGAUUGCCCCGCUGACCUUCAUUUCAACCCUACUCUAGAGGUGUGUGAUUGGCCCGAUGUUGCUGGUUGUGCUUCUGGCUCAUCCGCAGCCCCACCAUCAUCUACCACCGCUGCACCCUCUACUACUAGUGCUGCACCCUCUACUACUACUGCUGCACCGUCUACCACUUCUGCACCUUCUACUACUUCUGCUGCACCCUCCACUACUUCUGCUGCUACCACUUCAGCACCUUCUGAAGAAUGCGAUAAGGUCUGCCCGCCUGUUUUCCCCAUUACAGCAAAUAAUCACCUUCCACAUCCUUCCGGCAAAUGCAAUUUAUUCUGCCACUGUGCCAAUAGUGGUAACUUUACCAAAGAGUGUGCCGAUGGUCUUCAUUUCAACCCUACCCUAGAGGUGUGUGACUGGCCCGAUGUUGCUGGUUGUGCUUCUGGCUCAUCCGCAGCCCCACCAUCAUCUACCACCGCUGCACCCUCUACUACUAGUGCUGCACCCUCUACUACAACUGCUGCACCGUCUACCACUUCUGCACCUUCUACUACUUCUGCUGCACCGUCUACUACUUCUGCUGCACCCUCCACUACUUCUGCUGCUACCACUUCAGCACCUUCUCAAGAAUGCGAUGCGGUUUGCCCACCUGUUUUCCCCAUUACCGCAAAUAAUCUCCUUCCACAUCCUAAAGACUGUGAAAAGUACUGCCACUGUGCCAAUAAUGGCAACUGGACCAUGAAUUGCCCCUCUGGCCUUUAUUUCAACCCUAUUCUAGCGGUGUGUGACUGGCCCAAUGCUUCUGGUUGUGUUCCUGGCUCAUCCGCUGCCCCGCCGUCUUCUUCCCCAUCUACCACCCCAACAGCAACACCAACAACAACCCCCACAUCCGCACCUUCUACUCCUACUGCUGCACCGUCUACUACUUCUGCUGCACCCUCCACUACUUCUGCUGCUACCACUUCAGCACCUUCUCAAGAAUGCGAUAAGGUCUGCCCUCCUGAUUUCCCCAUUACCGCAAAUAAUAUCCUUCCACAUCCUAAAGACUGUGAUAAGUACUGCCACUGUGCCAAUAAUGGCAACUGGACCAUGAAUUGCCCCUCUGGCCUUUAUUUCAACCCUAUUCUAGCGGUGUGUGACUGGCCCAAUGCUUCUGGUUGUGUUCCUGGCUCAUCCGCUGCCCCGCCGUCUUCUUCCCCAUCUACCACCCCUACAGCACCACCACCGACAUCCAGCACAGCCGCACCCUCAACUACUAGUGCUGCACCGUCUAGUACUUCUGCUGCACCAUCAAGUACUACUGCUUCAUCCACUACCCCUGCCAAUGUUUGCACAUCGGUGUGUCCUCCUGACUACCCCAUCAACGCAAACCUUCAUCUGUCCCAUCCUCUUGACUCUCAUAAAUUCUGCCACUGUGCAAACGAUGGUCAAUGGGAGAAAGAUUGCCCCGCAGGACUUGUAUUCAACCCAAUUCUUUCGGUUUGCGAUUGGUAAUUACAGAACAACUGGCUAGAUGUUUUAUUAUAUUCAUGGACCAACAAACAAUUAAAUAAAUAAAUAAUAAAUAAAUAAAAACAUAAAA
Molecule: messenger RNA, 2180 nt
Organism: Dalotia coriaria
Lineage: Eukaryota; Metazoa; Arthropoda; Insecta; Coleoptera; Staphylinidae
Product: mucin-5AC-like
Exons: 2
Coding region: 65-2092 (675 amino acids)
Cellular component (GO): extracellular region
Molecular function (GO): chitin binding
Source: RefSeq, a predicted model, not a curated record